Molecule: messenger RNA, 351 nt
Organism: Paramuricea clavata
Lineage: Eukaryota; Metazoa; Cnidaria; Anthozoa; Malacalcyonacea; Plexauridae
Source: the annotation of a GenBank genome assembly
AUGGCUGCGCGAAAUCGGUUAUAUAUUCCUAACCUUGAAGAAUUCUUUAACGAUUUUUUUCAGCUAAUCCAGCAAUGUAGUAACUGUAUACAGGAAAAUAGUAACGGUAGAUUGGCAGAAUUUCUUGGUAGGCGCCUAGAGGAAUAUCAACGUUCGCUGCGCGUGAUGUACGGCAGACUCCGGGAUUUUCGCAACAACACACCUGAUCUUCUGAAUGACUUCGAACAAAUACUGGACGUUGUUAGUCGUAUAUUAAAGGGAACUUGGAAUUACUUUAUAGCGAUGAUUUUGGCGACGAGUCCAGAGAAUAAUGCACUUUGUACGACGGUAAAUCAUGGCCUUGUUGGAUGA